This is a messenger RNA of Anopheles darlingi, 2085 nucleotides long. It is a transcript of the gene Oat, whose product is annotated as ornithine aminotransferase, mitochondrial. The coding region runs from base 563 to 2005 and encodes 480 amino acids. Gene Ontology annotation, molecular function: identical protein binding; pyridoxal phosphate binding; L-ornithine transaminase activity. Gene Ontology annotation, cellular component: cytoplasm. The transcript is spliced from 3 exons. Lineage: Eukaryota; Metazoa; Arthropoda; Insecta; Diptera; Culicidae. The record is from RefSeq and is a predicted model, not a curated record.
AUUUCGAUCAUCUUGUUAUCAAAAAACAAAGUGACCUGCAGCAGUAGUCGCUAGGUGGCAACCGAAAUAUACCGAAAUGCUUCACUGCCACAUAUUGGUAUCUAUAGAAUCAAUGCACCCACAAUCGAAAAAGAAGGAUUACACCCAUGCACUCACAACAGGACACGGCCAAUUAAGUGGAGGCUGUAUUAAGGGGCCAAGAAAGUGAGGUGUAGGCGAGCGACGGUGAAUGUGAUAAUUUUUAACUUGUUUCCAUGCUUAAUUCUUUGUUUGCCUCUAUGUCUUCCUAUCGUCUGCGUACUGAUAAUACGUCCGAAAUGUCGUCGUCGUCGCUACCCGAUUCUUACACACUAGCGAACCAGCAGCAGCGCAUAUGAAAUAGUGGUUCUCCGGUUUUUGGCGAUCAGUACGAGUCUCGAUGCGGUGCUGUAUGGUUGAUCAAAGAAGUGUGCUGCAGCUAAACUCCUCACGUUCUACGCGUCAAUAGUGAUCAUCGUACUAUUGAAUACCAUUAUCCGAAAAUUGAAAUUGUCUAUCAUCAUACUCAGUGUAGUUAUUAGCCAUGCUGCGACAAGUGGGAAAAGCCGAGCAACUGGUGAAGCAGUUUGAAAGGGUACUGGUGCCCCUGUUCAGUACGCAAAUCUCGUUCGCUAGCACCUUCCAGCCAGCUCAGCGAUCUGAGCGCAGAAACAAUCACCUGCUGCUGGACGAGCCCCAUCGUACUGGAUAUGCUAAAAUGAAUGCUACACAACAGAAUGGCUUCGGGCAUGCGGCUCCGAAAAUGAAGACCCAAUCAUCUUCGCAGGCUGUGUUUGACCGCGAGGACAAAUUUGGCGCUCAUAAUUACCAUCCCCUACCAGUGGCUCUAGCCCGUGGCGAAGGGGUGUACGUGUGGGAUGUGGAAGGUAAGCGGUACUACGAUUUUCUUAGCGCCUACUCUGCCGUCAACCAGGGACAUUGUCAUCCGAAGAUCGUGAAAGCGUUAACCGAGCAGGCACAGGUCCUUACGUUAACUUCGAGAGCAUUCUACUCCAAUGUACUCGGCGAGUAUGAGGAGUUUGUAACAAGACUGUUUGGCUAUGAUAAGGUGCUGCCGAUGAACACGGGCGUGGAAGGAGGUGAAACGGCCUGUAAGCUAGCCCGCAAAUGGGGGUAUAAGGUGAAGAACAUCCCGGAAAACAAGGCGAAGAUCGUGUUUGCUGAGGGAAACUUUUGGGGCCGUACCCUGGCCGCAGUUUCAUCCUCGAAUGACCCAUCGAGUUACAGCGGAUUCGGUCCAUUCAUGCCAGGCUUCGAGCUAGUGCCGUACAACAAUACGGAAGCGCUGGAGAAGGCACUCCAGGAUCCGAACGUGUGUGCAUUCAUGGUGGAACCCAUUCAGGGUGAGGCGGGCGUGAUGGUGCCAGAUGAUGGUUACUUAACGAAGGUACGCGAGCUGUGCAGCAAAUAUAACGUGCUGUUUAUCGCGGACGAGGUGCAGACUGGAUUGGCGCGAACAGGCCGUAUGCUAGCUGUCGAUCAUGAGCACGUUCGACCGGAUAUACUCAUCCUUGGGAAGGCAUUAUCCGGAGGUGUCUACCCGGUAUCGGCUGUGCUUGCCGAUGAUCCGGUGAUGCUAUGCAUUCAGCCCGGUGAACACGGUUCUACGUACGGUGGAAAUCCGCUGGGCUGCAAGGUUGCUAUUGCGGCUCUGCAGGUGCUGCUGGACGAGAAGUUGGCCGAAAAUGCCGAACGUAUGGGGCAACUGCUGCGCAGUUCGUUACGGGAGCUGCCGACUGACGUUGUCUCAAUAGUUCGCGGUAAGGGUUUGCUGAAUGCCAUUGUCAUCAAUCCGAACUUCAAUGCCUGGGAGGUGUGCUUGCGCCUGAAGGAGAAUGGUUUGAUUGCUAAACCAACGCAUGGUGAUAUUAUUCGCUUCGCACCUCCACUGACGAUCAAUGAGGAACAGCUGAAAGAUUGCCUUAACAUUAUCAAAACGACUAUUUUGUCAUUUGUUAGCAAGUAACAAACAACUUGGCGUUUCUUCAUAGUCUUAAGGUUUGCAAUUGAAAAGAGAACUAUUUUAUAAAUAAAUUCUGAAAUUUA